GCCGCGCCUCUCGGCACUCGACACCUAUACAAUCCCUGUGCGUACAAGUGUCCAAAAAACCGAACUCUUCCCGUGGGAUCCAAAAGCGAACGUCUUUUCGGUGGUGUCUGCGAUGACCGGAGUUCAUCCUCCAGCUAAAGACAUUGUUGGUCGCGGCGGUUAGAAGAAACGACGAUGACGAUCGGCCCAAGAUCGGUCGUAAGGUCGGAACUCGAAGGCGGAUUGUCUGGCCCAGCCAAUCCCAUUCCGAGUGAGUCGAUAGAUUGUGGAUGUUCGGGACUCAGACUCCCAAAAUUAGCCAGAUGGGCCACCAGGGCGACUUUUCUUGCACUGAUUUGUUGCAUCGGGGCGACCCAAGCGGCCGCCAUGGCCUAUUGGGUGGCCACCAGCAACACCAUCGCCAGGAGGUUUCGCUUCCAUCCGACGCUCAUGGACUGGAUUGUUCCUUUAGCCCAAAUAUCUCCUUUGAUUUUGGGAUUGCCGAUAGCUUAUUGGGGUGACAGGAUUCACAGAGCAGCUUGGACUGGGGGCCUCGUUCUUCUGCAAAGCACCGGUUAUCUGUCUCUUCUAGUGCCACACUUUACUCAUCGCCUUAAAUUCGUGGAGGAAACCGAAAAUGUGACUCACAUGUCUCUCUAUUCCGAAGACAGUCCAGAAUUGUGUCUAAGUGGGACCCCAAGAAGUAUAAUAGAACAGGAAGAGCCGUGUUACUUCACCCUUGGAAUUUUAAUUGUCAUCCAGAUUCUCGUUGGAGUGGGAAACAUCGCUUUUUACGCUCUAGGGAUUUCAUAUCUGGAUGAUAACACCAAAGGAAGACACGCGCCUGCAUUGUACGGUCUUCUUCUAGCUACAAGGAUAAUCGGCAUCCUCCCAGGAUACAUCCUAGCUUGGGGAUGUCUUAGAGUGGAUGCUGAAAACUUGAACAUUGUUGAAUCUUAUCAAGAACAAAUCGGUGGUUGGUGGAUCGGUUGGCCGAUUUUGGCGACUCUUCUAUCAAUUCCUGGACUAUUGUUGGCGAUGUUUCCGAGAAGACUGCCCUCUGAGGUCGUCCAGCAAGCUGCAGAAUCCAUCCUGGACCUCAACGGGAGAACAAGUAGAUCUUCUCGCUGUCCCUCAGACCGAAAAAUCGCUGGAAGUCCGGAUUUCUUUCCGUCAUUUCUACGUCUCGUCACGAACAAAAUCGUCGUCUGCAGCAUCCUCGGCAGCGCAAUUUGUGCUACAGCAGUGAUUAAUUUCUGGGCGAACGAAGACAUCUUCCUCGAAUCGAGAUUUUACGUCCCGAGGCCGACUGGGAUGCUGGCAGGAUUUGGCGAUCCAUGGACCUCUCGACUGAUUACGACGUCUUUGCGACCGUUUAUAAUGGGUCUCGUCGCUAUUGUCUCCGGUUUGGUAAUCGCCAGGUCUCGACCAAAUGCAAAGUAUAUUGCUGGAUACAACGUAGCUGCCAUUGUAUUGACAGCAAUAGUGUUCUUAUCUCUGUCAUUUACAACAUGCGAAAAAGCGUCGAUUGUCGGGGAAAGAAGAGGCUCCCUAAACUUGUUGAAGUACUGCAACAAAGAUUGUCGUUGUUCGGGGGAUGCCGAUUUCCGACCAGUGUGCGACAACAGAGGUACACGAACAUUCUACACGGCUUGUCAUGCCGGUUGUAAAAGCAGCGAGUACAUUGACAGUGUCAAAAUCUAUAAUGGGUGUUCCUGCGUGGAAGAGGUGACAGGCCUGGGGAACAAUAAAGCGAGAGAAGGAGCUUGUGUGUCCAACAGUUGUCAAAUUGGCUGGUUGGUCUUCGAGGUCGUGAGCACCUUGGGGUAUUCUCUCGUGAUCUCCACGUUAAUUGGAACUCUACUGAUCGUCCUUAGAAGUAUCAACGUCCAGGAUAAGGCUUUAACAAUUGGUCUCUGGAUGGGCUGCGUCGGCAUUUUCGUUCACGUUUUUGGAAAGAUUGGAUACCAGAGCAUUGCUGAUCUGACUUGUCAACAUUGGGGCAAACAGCGAUCUACUUGUCACCUACAUGACACCGAUACUCUCGGGAGUUAUAUCAGCUAUACGAGUGCCGGUCUUAUGAUUGUUGGGGCCAUUUUUCAGGGCCUAGUUUGUCUAUUCAGCAGAGGUCUCAAGAUGUACGAUGGAGAUAAUUCUACAACGAACCUCGACGAAUCAGCUACGGCUAAUCCGGCUCCUUUGACUCGGGCAAUUGAACCUGAGGAGGGGACAAAUGAUGACAUGAGCCAGGAUGAGGAAGCUGUAGCUGGGACUUCAGGGUUGCAAAAAGAGGAACCACUGAUAGAACAGAAUACGCUUCAGCAAUCCUCAGUCCCUGAAGAAACUUCAGACAGGAUUUUGAAGUACGGUCCUUUGGGCCCAGGGGAUCGUAGAACGACUUCGGAUUCCUCGAAACAUCUUCAAGAUGUUCCGGGAGCUUCAUACAAAGGUAAAAAUUCCGAGGACGAGCUGAGCUCCAGCGACGAAGACAGCAACGCCCCGAAGAAGGGAUCGACUUCGAAAAUCGCUUACAGUCCUCUGGUUUUGGACUCGGAUGCUGAAAGCGAUUUGGGGGAGGAACCACGAUCACGCAAGGCCAUCCUCGGGAAGAACUUAGAAUCACCGUACAGACCGGAUACGUCUCGAAGGACGCCAAUGAUUUAUCGGAAAUUCCCAGACCCUGACCAUUACGGGGAUCCCAGAUCAUCCAGAAACGAAGUACCAAGGAAGCUGAGUCCUUUGUCGCUGGCCAAGGACUCCAGGGAUAAAAAGCCGAGAGGGGAUUUCAACGAAGUCGGCAUCCCUUUGAUACCCUUACCGGGAUUGGCGAAUCUUAGAAGCACGGAUUCGCUUUUUCCCCAUCCUGGAAGGUUCAGGAUCCGCCAUGUACCUGAGGGGAAUUCUUUAGGAGCAGCACAUCCUGGCGAUGAAGUGGCGAUAGGGAAUUCUCGGGACAAGUUGUCGGGUUCAGCUUCUAAUCUGGCUAAUGCUGGAUCUGUAUUGAGGCCACCUUCGAGGGAUCAAGCUUCCUCAGGGUUCGGAAGUCUUCCCGAUGUCCUGGGCAGACCAGCUUCGGCAUCUCCUGCAGGUUUCUCCAAAUCGAAGGAGAGCUUAAAUUCCCAGUCUUCACCUUCUGGCAGGAGGUUGGUGGCGAAAGUGUUGAACACGGACUUGUAGUUAGCUCUUUCCUUGGCUGGGAAGAUUCAGGACCCGCCAUGUAUCGGAUUGGGAUUCUUCAGGAUCAACGCGUCCUGGGGAUGAAGUCGGAUUAGGAAACUGUCAGGAUAAGCUGUCGGGCUCUGCAUCGAAUCUAGCAAUUGCUGAACCACCUUCUAGGGCUUGGAAAGUGAUGGCUCAAGGUUUGGAAGUCUUCCUGAUAUCCUGGGCAGACCAGCUUCGGCAUCUUCUGCAGGCUUUUCCAAACUAAAGGAGAGUUUGAAUUCCCAGUCUUCGCCUUAUGGCAGGGUCAGAAAGAGCUUCCUCAGGGUUUCGAGGUCGAAGAAGAGCUUCAAUUCUCAGUCUUCACCUUCUGGCAG
Messenger RNA from Orussus abietinus, 3515 nucleotides. It is a transcript of the gene Oatp33Eb, whose product is annotated as solute carrier organic anion transporter family member 1A2. Gene Ontology annotation, molecular function: protein binding. Bases 175 to 3156 code for a protein of 993 amino acids. Gene Ontology annotation, biological process: transmembrane transport; sodium-independent organic anion transport. The record is from RefSeq and is a predicted model, not a curated record. Gene Ontology annotation, cellular component: membrane. The transcript has 9 exons. Lineage: Eukaryota; Metazoa; Arthropoda; Insecta; Hymenoptera; Orussidae.